GUUCACAUGCAACUGCACAAGGCAUAAAAUAAUAGUAUCCUUUGGGACUUCUUGCCAAAUCUCUGUUGCUGUCGCUCUGCAGCCAUGUCGUACAGCCUUAAUAGUAUAUUAGCUACUUUACCACGAACCCAACGUGGGUCACCAAUUGUGCUCGGUGGCGAUCCUAAAGGAAAGAACUUUCUGUACACAAAUGGAAACAGUGUUAUUAUCAGAGACAUUGAGUCACCCGAGAUAGCCGAUGUAUACACUGAACACUCAGUGCAGGCUACUGUUGCUAAAUAUGCACCCAGCGGAUUUUACAUUGCAUCUGGAGAUGUUUCUGGAAAGAUUCGCAUCUGGGAUACUACUCAGAAGGAGCAUAUUUUAAAAUAUGAAUAUCAUUCAUUGGGAGGACAGAUUAAAGACAUUGCCUGGUCACCUGAUAGCAAGAGAAUUGUUGCAGUGGGAGAUGGGAGAGAAAAGUAUGGUAAUGUGUUCAUGUGGGACACUGGUACCACAGUUGGUGAAAUAAUUGGCCAUAGCAAGGCCAUUAAUUCUGUAGAUUUCAAGUCUUCUCGACCAUUCCGUAUUGUUACAGCCUCUGAAGAUAAUGACAGUAACUUUUACGAAGGACCUCCCUUCAAGUUCAAGCAUUCCGCCAAGGAUCAUGGUCGUUUCGUUAACUGUAUUCGAUAUUCACCAAAUGGUGACAGGUAUCUAACAGGUGGUGCUGAUGGUAAGUCCUUCAUCUACGAAGGUAAAACCGGUGAAAAGAUUGCAGAAUUGGGCAACGGUGCUAAGUCGGCUCACGCUGGUGGCAUCUAUGGGGUAUGUUGGAGCCCAGAUAAUACUCAAGUAUUGACGGUAUCAGCAGAUAAAACAGCCAAAAUAUGGGAUAUAGAAAAACACCAGGUUGUAACUGAGUUCAUCAUGGGUACAACUAUCAAUGAUCAGCAAGUGGGAUGCCUAUGGCAGGGAGAUUAUUUACUCUCUGUAUCCCUGUCUGGAUAUAUCAAUUAUUUAGAUAAAAAUAAUCCUUCCACUCCAUUGAGAAUUAUAAAGGGACACAACAAAUCUAUCACUGCAAUGAGUGCUGUGUUAUAUGAAAAUAAGUCAACUCUCUAUACAGGAAGCCAUGACGGGAUUGUCAAUCAUUGGUCAGUGGAGUCUGGUGUGGCUGAAUCUGUAGAAGGAAAUGGACAUAGCAAUCAAGUGAAUGAGCUUGCAUCAUGCUGUGAUGUCAUAGCAUCAAUUGGUAUGGACGAUACUUUGAAGACCAUUGAUCAUAAGACCAAUCAAUUCUGUUCAAGUGUUGCCUUGGAUUCUCAGCCUAAAGGUGUGGCUAUUGGGAAAGAUAGUUUGGUUGUUGUAGCUGAAAUUAAUGGGGUGAGUGAUGAUAGGUUUCUAUGA
Messenger RNA from Saccoglossus kowalevskii, 1389 nucleotides. RefSeq names its product WD repeat-containing protein 1-B-like. The record is from RefSeq and is a predicted model, not a curated record. Gene Ontology annotation, cellular component: cortical actin cytoskeleton. Gene Ontology annotation, molecular function: actin filament binding. Gene Ontology annotation, biological process: sarcomere organization; locomotion; actin filament depolymerization. Lineage: Eukaryota; Metazoa; Hemichordata; Enteropneusta; Harrimaniidae.